Molecule: messenger RNA, 1071 nt
Organism: Fusarium proliferatum ET1
Lineage: Eukaryota; Fungi; Ascomycota; Sordariomycetes; Hypocreales; Nectriaceae
Exons: 9
Coding region: 1-1071 (356 amino acids)
Molecular function (GO): methyltransferase activity
Source: RefSeq, a predicted model, not a curated record
AUGGCUUCACCAAAACCUGACAGUGAAGGCCCAAGUCCUCGCGAUGGCGUAACGAAGCAGAAUAUCUCACCCGGCAGUUCUCCCAUUGAAGGCCCUAUUGUCGCACAGGAAGAGGCCGACGAAGAUGCCAGCGACUCAGCCUUCGGAGAUGAUGCAGAAAGCUCUACUGCCUCCAUCUCAUCGAGCAUCCUGGAAUAUCGCAAGUUCCAAGGACGAACCUUUCAUAGCGAGAGGUAUAAUACAGAGUACUUUACGCCGAACGACGAGCAGCAGAGAGAUUCAAUUGAUAUCACGCACCAUGUUCUGACACUGCUCCUUGAUGGAAAGUUGACGCUUGUCCCUUUAAAAGAUGAUAUCCAGCGGGUUCUUGACGUCGGUACUGGAACUGGAAUCUGGGCAAUUGACUUUGCCGAUGAACACCCCAACAUUGAGGUCAUCGGAACCGACCUCUCUCCCAUUCAACCAAGCUGGGUCCCUCCAAAUGUCAAGUUCGAGCUUGAGGACGCAACGAAAGCCUGGAGCUGGCCUGAAAAUCACUUUGAUCUCGUCCACGUCCGUUUCCUCAUGGGCGCCAUAGCAGACUGGGGAACACUGUUCAAAGAGGCUUCUCACUGCUGUAAGCCAGGUGGUUUUGUUGAGUCUGGGGAGAUCAACCCAACUUUCUAUUCGGAUGACGGUAGCAUCAAUAAAGUUGAGGCUCUCCAGACCUGGAACAGACUGGUUAUUGAGAGUGGUAAGGGCUUCGGAAGGAGUUUUACUGAUAUUGAGAACGAUGUUCAACUAUUUCGCGAUGCUGGUUUGGUAGAUGUGCAGAGCUUUGACUUCAAGGUUCCCAUUGGUGGAUGGCCCAAAGACGAGAAGAUGCGAAAGGUCGGCCAAUUCCUCCGAGCUUCGAUAGAAAAUGACCUUGAAGGAUACACAAUGAUGGUUUGGCACCAGAUCAUGAACUGGCCUGAAGAUGAAUAUCAGGUAUUCCUAAUGAACAUGAGAAAGGCUUUCAAAGAUAAGAGGAUCCAUGGAUACAUGCGUGUUCGAUAUGUUUAUGGUCGAAAGCCACAUGCUGAGAAAUAG